Alnus glutinosa is the source of this 2047-nucleotide messenger RNA. Its product is annotated as rust resistance kinase Lr10-like. Gene Ontology annotation, biological process: protein phosphorylation. The transcript is spliced from 3 exons. Lineage: Eukaryota; Viridiplantae; Streptophyta; Magnoliopsida; Fagales; Betulaceae. The coding region runs from base 77 to 1945 and encodes 622 amino acids. The record is from RefSeq and is a predicted model, not a curated record. Gene Ontology annotation, molecular function: ATP binding; protein kinase activity; polysaccharide binding.
AUGAUCUUAAAAGAAUAAUUCCAUAGAUGGAUAUUUGCUAUUUAAGAGGCUGAGAACCAUUCCUCAGAGCACAAAGAUGGAUAUUUGCUUACAAAUGAUAAUCCCAUACUUGUUCUUGUUUGUGGCUUUCGUCGUAGACCUUGGAGAAGGCCAAAAUGGGUGUGCUGAUGAAUCCCAGUGUGGACACCAUGGCCCCGCCAUCCGAUUUCCCUUCCGACUUAACAGCCAGCCAGACCACUGUGGGUAUCCUGGGUUUAAUCUCUCCUGCACUGAAAAAAAUCAAACCGUGCUCGAACUGCCGAUUUCAGUAAAGCUCUUUGUCAAAAAGAUUGACUACAAAUCUCAGGCAAUUCAAUUAUAUGAUCCCCAGCAUUGCUUUCCAAGGCAGCUGCGGGGGCUCGAUUUGUCUUCCUCGCCUUUCAAAUUCACACUUUUCCAGUAUCAAAGUACUCCUUACAAUUUUUCCCUUAUCAAUUGUUCCCGAAGAGAAAUAAAGUUUCCUGAUGAUCAAAGCUACCAAUAUUAUUAUAAAUAUAUCUCUUGUCUUAGUGGCCCUACCAAUCAAGUCUAUGCCGUCAGUAAUUCUGAUGAUAUCACGGUGCCCUUCGUAUCUUGUACAAAGAUAUAUACUCUCCAAUCGAUUCCAUAUGGUAUAAUAUUCGAUAAUGAUAAAAUUGUUGAAUUGGAGUGGUCCAGUCCAAAUUGUAGUCACUGUGAAGUAAUAUUGAAAGGCAUGAGAUGCAGUAUGAAGAACAAAAGCAGUGGAUCAGGAACGACGGAGUGCAUUUCUAUUUCUAAACAUUCUAAAGGUGCAUUAUCAAAAUUAACGAUAGCCGGUGUCAUCUUAGGUUCAUUUUUGAUACUGCUAUCUAUCUUUGCUCUCUAUCGUUUCUAUGCUUAUGAUAAAGUAGAAAAAGAACAUCAAGCAAAGAUUGAAAAGUUUUUGGAAGAUUACAAAAAAUUCAAACCCACGAGAUACUCGUAUGCCGAUCUUAAAAGGAUUACAAAUCAAUUUACUGAGAAGUUAGGUGAAGGUGCAUAUGGAGCAGUAUUCAAAGGAAAGAUUUCCAAUGAAAUUCAUGUUGCAGUGAAGAUCCUCAACAAUACUUUCAAGGAUAAUGGGGAAGAAUUCAUAAAUGAAGUAGGAGCGAUGGGUAUGAUCCAUCAUGUCAAUGUAGUUCGUUUGGUUGGCUUUUGCGCUGAUGGAUUUAGACGAGCUCUAGUUUGUGAUUUCUUACCAAAUGAUUCAUUAGAGAAGCUCAUAUCUUCAACUGCCGGCAAGAACUGUUUCCUUAAUUGGGAUAAGCUGCAAGAUAUUGCUCUUGGUGUAGCAAAAGGAAUUGAAUAUCUUCACCAAGGAUGCGACCAAAAAAUCCUUCAUUUCGAUAUCAAACCCCACAAUGUUUUGCUAGACCAAAAUUUCAAUCCAAAAAUUUCUGAUUUUGGUCUUGCCAAGUUGUGUUCUAAGAAUCAAAGUGCAGUGUCUAUGACAACAGCUAGGGGGACUAUGGGUUACAUUGCACCCGAAGUGUUCUCUAGAAAUUUUGGGAAUGUAUCUUCUAAAGUAGAUGUUUAUAGCUUUGGAAUUUUGUUACUUGAAAUAGUUGGAGGGAGGAAAAAUGUUGACGUAACAGUUGAUAACACUAGCGAAGUCUAUUUUCCUGAAUGGAUCUACAAUCUCUUAGAACAAAAAGAAGACAUACGGAUCUUUGUUGAUGAUGAUGGAGAUGCUAAAAUUGCAAAGAAACUUGCAAUUGCUGGACUAUGGUGCAUCCAAUGGCACCCAGCGGAUCGUCCUUCUAUGAAAGAUGUGGUUCAAAUGUUGGAAGGAGAAGGAGAUAAAUUAACUAUGCCUCCAAAUCCCUUUGCUUCUGCAGGCUCCAUUAAUGCAAAUAUACCUAAAAGAUGUCUAAAUCAUGAGUUGGAGAUCAUUCCAGAAUCAUAAUGUAAACUUGGCGUUUGUAAUAAUUAUCUAGGUUGCAGUAUUCUUGUACUCUUAGUGUAAUGUCCUAGCAAUGUCCAAGCAACCUGAGGAUCAUAAAAAGUA